GCCACUAAAGCGCGAGACGCUGUGAGGGGCGGGAAGCACGCGCAGGUUUGUUGGCGGGAACUCGCUGAAGCCAGAAGCUCUGCGGGAGAAAACCGCGGCCGGCUGACCGGAGCAGCGGCCACUGCCAGUCGCGCUGACCUCAGAAGCUUUUGAGGGCAACUUUCGGACAGCCGCUCCACAGGGAGGGAUGUUUGUCCAGGACGCUGAGGAGGACUGAAGACGGCGCGGAGCCGCCUCGCUUUCCUUCCCACACAGAGCAGUAACAUCUCGCCGAAGUCAUGAGGGAGAAGCGAGCCGGUGCUCUCCUUCGCUCGGCUGGUCUCUAGUGGAACGGCCCGGUCUCGUUACCUUAGUCUGAGGGGAUAAACACCAUGGAUACGUGUUUGUGGCGCCUGAGACAGGAGCUGCUCUCUAUGAAGGAGGCUGGUGAUGGCCUUCAUGCUCAGAUGAACUCCAUGAUGGGAGCUCUGCAAGAACUUAAACUCCUCCAAGUCCAAACCGCACUUGAGCAGCUGGAGAUCUCUGGAAAAUCUAGCUCUGUGACUCAGCCACCAGCUACACAUACUAAUCCCGACCCUGACCCCGAAGAGCAGCGACGUCAGCUAUCUCGGAGCCCCAGCCAAGAUAAUCAAGGACAGUUCCCACAUCCACAUCACAGCAGCAUUAGGACUUCGCCCUCUACCUCCAGCUUAGAGAGUGAGGGCACGUCUUUGCCCAGGAGAAUCUCAGGAUACACUGCCCCACAAGUGGAAUACUGUGGCCCCAAGGUGUGCCAACCAACCAUGGAGUGCCACCAUGAGCAACCCCAGUCUGCACAACUAUCCCCAGGUGAUUUGUCUGGAAUUCUCUACAGCCUGUCCCGAGAAGGACCUUCCCUGGACAGUGACUAUAACGAGGACAGCUUGGACGACUCCAGCGACUGGACCUCCUCACUAAUGAGCCGCAGCCGCAAUCGUCAGCCUCUGGUGUUGGGGGACAAUGUGCUUGCCGACCUUGUGGGCAACUGGCUGGACCUUCCUGAACUGGAGAAAGACUGUGUAGAAGGGGAGAAGGGACUCAACAGACCAGACUCUCCAGCUCAUCCGCUUAACCUGAGUCGAUCACAAGAGUUCUGCAAGAAGUUCUCGUUGACCAGCAACUUCUUCAAGAAGUUCCUGCGCAGUGUGCGACCUGACCGGGAGAAGCUGUUGAAGGAGAAACCCGGCUGGAUGCCACCAGGUCAUGACCCAGAGGCAGAACUCUUGAAGAGACCCAAGAAAGCUGCCAAGGCCAAGGGCAGCUUCUACUUGCCGUUUUGGGCAGGGGGACAGCAAGCAAAGGCUAGGCCGUGCCCCCAGUCAGCAGAGGAGAGGAGCCAGUUCUUAGGACUUUACAUAGAUAGGAGGCCUGCAGAGCCUGUAGAGAAGGUCCAUCCUUUGUUUGACUACAAUACAGCAGUUUGGGUUUAGCAGGGCUUUUCUGGGUGGAUGGAAAAUGGGGAUUUGCGUGAAACUCUCAGAGAUUAAAAUGGAUUUGAUUUGGACUUUUUUAGCUGACAAUCUGUUCGAGCCCUCAGGGUGUAAAAGUAGGUCUUCCUCUCAUGAUGAAUUUCCACUGGCUGCACUUAACUCAAUGAGAACACGAGACUCUUCCUCUGAUUUACUUUCAUGAUUUGUAAUUUCUUUUUUUUCCCGUCCACUCCUCCACCAUCCUUGAUCACUUUACCCUGUUUGUUCUCUCCUCUAAGGCUGACAGGCUCUUACCCAGUUCAAGUAAUGCUGCAUGUGUACUGCUUUGACAAUGUGAUGGAUGUUCCUUGUUGCACACAAACCUGAGUAGCACUGAAAUACAGAUGACGUAAUAUCUUUACCCAGGUGAAAAGAGGUGGCUCCUGAUCCCAUAACACUGCUUGGCACAGAUUUAACUUCGGGUUGGUUUUAGGGGUUAUGUUAUGCGUAGGGCACAGAGAGAGAAGCCAUCUGCUUUUCCAUGGUUACAUAAAGCUCUGUGCUCAGUAUGUUAGAGACAGAAGAACUCGGAGUGCUUCGUAAUAAACACUAGACUCCACUGAUGACAUUUGCCAAACCAGUAAUCCUGCCCUAAAGAAAAACCAGAAUCAUGAGACGCAUCGUCUUAAAUCGGACGCAGCCUUUCUUACGUGUCUAAUAUGAAGAGAGCAAGUGAUAACAGCCGGCCUAUUCACCUUAAUCUGUGUCUACAAUCAGACUAAGAUGCAUUUCACAAGAUCACAACACCUGAAAACGCAUCUAAUCCCUUUUUAAUCUUGACGAUCUGUAACAGGGAAUAUGAGGCUACUUGCAGAGGAGAAUGAACAGUUCUUAUUUCUCAGUGAGCAGAUGGGAUGGGCUUUUUUCCGAUUCCCAUCAUACGUAGCUCAUCUAUUAGCUGAAGUUGGCAUCCACGGGGCUAUGCCGAUAUUUAACCAUUAUAAGCUUAUGGGGUUUAGUUUUGUUUUUUUUUUUAUAUGCAGCUUUAUCAGUAAUGUGUCUGAGGAACGUGUCACUUUUCAGCACUCAGUACUCUAAAGCACUGUUAGCUAAAACACCAAGGUCUGCACAAUUAACACGCACAGACUUAUAGAUUAAAAGACGGAGUGAAAACAGAGAAAAUAAACAGAAUUCUUGGUAACACUUUACGACAGCUGACAUCACCCUACGUAUCGCUGCUGUCGGAACGAAACCUCGUAUCUCCAAAACGGUGACUUUACAGGAGAAGGGAAAAAACCUACAUUACUUUCAAUGUAAGCCAGUGGAACCAGACUUUUAUCAAGUCAUUUUCAGCCGUUUGUUUUGGUCCAUCCUUCAUGAAAUUAUAGAGGACAUAAAGGCCAAUAUGCAUUUUCAAAUGACGUCAAACACUGACAAUGGAGAUAGGAGGUUUUGUUCCGACCGCAGCGAUAUGCAUUUAUAAAAGCUUUUCCAACGAGUGUAAAUCUGCGUAAAGACCGGGUUCAUCAGUUUUGAUGUCGCUUCAUUCUAGAAAACGCAAAGACACCUGAUGCUCGAUGGAAUAGUUCUUUAUAAAUACUGUUUUUAAAGGUUUGUCAUUUCCCGUGACAGGCUUACGUUGGUGUUGUGUAGCCUUAUUAACGCCACCCUUCAGCAAAGUGCUACCCAUUUGGAAUACGAUACAGCAUAAGACUGGGCGUCUGUCCUCGUAACGCAAGCAAAGCCGAUGUAAAAAGGUACACACUGCUGCACAAAAGCCAUACCGAACUCUAACGGUACAAAGAACCUGUCAACAGUUUUUCUUUUAGUGUAAUUGAUUACUUUUGUACCCAGGUAAGAUUUGUAAGUUGGAAACGUAAUUUUGCUGGGCAAAGUUCAUUUAAGCCACAGAGCCUCUCUGAGAGGGCGGUUUGUACAGAACUAAGGACAGAAAUGUAAAAACGAUGCUUUCUAUGUUUCAGAUGUCUAGUUUGUAUAUGUUUUAGCACUGCUUUUGAAAUAGUGGAUAACUGUAACUUUGUCACUGACUAUAUAACAUGAAACACUGUUUUAUGAACCCUGUUUUCGUUGUGUAAUUACACCAGCAAAGUUAUUUCUAAUAACGGAAACUGUCUCUGUGUUGUGAGAACAGAUACUACCAUUUUAAUAAAAUUUCUAUGUUGA
Pygocentrus nattereri (red-bellied piranha) is the source of this 3611-nucleotide messenger RNA. RefSeq names its product PAK4-inhibitor INKA2-like. Gene Ontology annotation, molecular function: protein serine/threonine kinase inhibitor activity; protein kinase binding. The transcript has 2 exons. The record is from RefSeq and is a predicted model, not a curated record. Gene Ontology annotation, cellular component: nucleus. NCBI's taxonomy places the organism in Eukaryota, Metazoa, Chordata, Actinopteri, Characiformes, Serrasalmidae. Bases 372 to 1448 code for a protein of 358 amino acids.